Cadophora gregata is the source of this 2502-nucleotide messenger RNA. RefSeq lists its product as uncharacterized. Gene Ontology annotation, cellular component: cytosol; nucleus. Bases 1 to 2502 code for a protein of 833 amino acids. Lineage: Eukaryota; Fungi; Ascomycota; Leotiomycetes; Helotiales; Ploettnerulaceae. Gene Ontology annotation, molecular function: cysteine-type endopeptidase activity; cysteine-type deubiquitinase activity. The transcript is spliced from 5 exons. The record is from RefSeq and is a predicted model, not a curated record. Gene Ontology annotation, biological process: protein deubiquitination.
AUGAACAUUAAUCGUCUCAUGAGUAGGCGGGACAAGGAUGGAAGUUCGCAUCGCCGAGAGAAGUCGCGCGACAAGAGCACAGACAAGAGUACAGACAGAAAGUCCCGACCUAUCUCUAGCGAUGGACUUUUGUCUAUCUUCAAGCCUGAUCCCCAGAAAAAGCUCGAAAAGGAACACGCGAAGGAAUAUGCGAGCAAGGUUCAAGCAGUCAAGCAGCGAUUGAAGCAGGAAGGGAUUACAGACGUGAAGGAGGAGCAUAUUAACUUUGCCCUGGGAUCCCAUAAUGCGGAUGGAAGUGUCGAGAAGGCUGUGCAGAUGCUACGCAUUUUCCAGCAGUCCCUCGAAGGACUUAUCAAGCCUUAUAGCCCCGACGUGUACAUGCGAGGGGCCAUAAACCGGAAUGCGGUCACUUGCUAUAUCGACUCGCUAUUAUUCGCAAUGUUCGGCAGGCUAGACAGUUUCGAACCCAUCAUACUACGAGGAUUUGAGCAGGAACCGAAGCGUCGCCUUGCUGCGAUCUUGAGAGUCUACGUUAAUAUGCUGAGGCAGGGAAUAUUAAUCCAUACUGAUAUCACUGAGCAGCUACAAAAGGCGUUGGCAGAGUGUGGCUGGGAAGAGGCAAUAAGUCCUGACCAGCAAGAUGUUUCCGAAGCUUUCAACCAACUUGCAAGUAUUCUCGAGCUACCAUUACUCUCUUUGAAGGUGGACCUGUUUCACUUUGGCCGAGACGACGACCCAGACGAUCAUAAGGUCAUUGAAGAGCGCCUCCUUGACGUUGCAGUACCAGAUGAGCCACCGGAAGGAAGGUCGCACGUUCGACUAGAAGAUUGUCUGGAGAACUAUUUCAACAACCGUGUGCUUGUAUUGAGACGACUAGAACGCACAAACACGAAUUCGUCUCUCAAGCCUUCGAGCUCGCAUUACGAGGAGAAGGGUGAGGCAUCAGCCCUACCACACAUCAACGUCAACGUCAACGAAUUAAAUUGGUCAACGCCUGAUUCUCCCAUUACCCCAGGUACUCCUCUUACUCCAAAUGGUGGCCGAGAUGGUGGACGAGACCGUGCGACUAGUAUCAUUCGACAUGUAGUGAUCCAGGAAGAGGGAGAUCCUGAUGCUGCAGCUGAAGCUGGUACGACGGUUGUGGAGGUUGAUGGCAACGCUAGCAUCAUUUCUGGUAGCGAGGCGUUACGCAAAGGUUCUGUUCGCAAGGAGAUCAUGAUGCCUGCGUGGCAAUUCUUCAAUCUAAUACCUUGGUCUACGGACAGUCAGACGAAGAGUGAUGCUGCCGUUGCUGCUCACCUGAAAUCAAAACCAGUUCUGGGAAUCUGUUUGAAGCGAUACGGUUUCAAUAAAGGCCAACCCUUUCGAAAGAAUACUCUCAUCGACAUUCCUUUGGAUAUUCGAUUACCUCAUUUCAUCAACGACCAUGGCGAAGUCGAUGAAGAUGGUCCAUUGAUCGGACAGUUCAAACUCUCUCUGCAAUCAGUUGUGUGUCACCGAGGCAACUCGACCAAUUCCGGGCAUUAUAUUUCCUUCAUCCGCGGUACGACUCCAAUUGUCGACGGAGACUCGAGGUCGAAACGGAAACUCAGUGAUACGAAUCGACCCCCUCAUUAUUCUGAAGAGCGUUGGAUCAAGUCAGAUGAUCUUGCUUGUCCUCGGGUCAUAAACGUGGAUAUUGAGGAGGCUCUUAAAAACGAAAUGCCUUAUCUACUGUUCUACCAAGUCCAACCCUACGAGAACGUGUCGCCUCCGCCAGGGCCCGAGCCAGAUAUCGAACCUCCUUCGUAUACCGAUACAUCCUUCAAGGUCAGCCUCACAGAGAGCACACCGGUUGACAAUCAGCCAGGCUAUUUUGAUGGCGCUAGAGACGAGCCUGCUCCUAGUGUCAGGGUUUCCAACGAGCUCGAACGGCCGCAAACCCCACGACAAAGCAUCAACCUUCCAGACGAUCGAGCCGAAUUCCGACGAGGUAGCCUGGCUUUCACCGAGAACAGCAUGACGAGCACUUCCAGCAGCCUAUUAGGAACUUCGACCCCAGUGACUCCUAUCGAGGAAACGACUGCUCAAAGAAUGUCACGAGCUGCUUCUCGAUUCACAAAGCUACCUAACAGAAGCCGUCCAACAAGUCAAUCAGGGGAGAAUCGGGUGGAGAACCGCAUUAGUGCCACAUUCUCACGUCUGAACUUGAUGAAGAGCAAAGAAGGGCUCAAUAACCCCGAGAAUGUCAAACAUUCUAUGAGUACCGGAGAUGUCACAUCAGAGCCACGAAAAUCAAUCACCUCCGACGAAUAUCAAAAUGAAUUUAAAGCCCACCUUGCUGAAGGCCCUCCUGUUAUCGAGCGUUCCAAGAGCAAGAAAGAGAAGAAGCGAGACAAGAGUAAGGGUCCAAGCGAAAAACUAGACGGAACCCAUCAUCAUGGCCACUCGCACAAAGAAAAGGGGACGGGGAAAGGGAAGGUGAAAGACGGCGUUCCGGACAGGGAGUGUAACAUUAUGUAA